CCAGUGUUUCGGUCUUUUGACCCUCAUGGACAAGCUAGAAACAUGGCACUGAUGCAGCGACGCAGAGCGCUACGGUAUAGAGUAGUUGACAAGCAACAGCAUCAACUGUUCACGAGCUCAACGCACUGCUCGGUCUUUUCGACGCACAGGAAUACACUGAUCCCACGCCGGAUCUACUAUAUCCUCAAACAAGAAGCACAGGACCUGCGUCAUGCUUGACCGUUGCUGUACCGAACAGCCGAGGCUGAAUAUUGACUACCAGAGUAUAAAAGCAUCAGUUCGUGGUAUCGCUUGAACCCAGCUUUGAGCACAUCUAUACCAUGUCUGCUAUUCGAACUGUUGGUGUCGUCGGAACUGGAGUCAUUGGAGCUUCGUGGACCGGACUUUUUCUCGCUAAUGGUCUACGCGUUGUUGUCUCUGAUCCGGCAUCAGGCUCCGAGAAGAAGCUCAACAAGUAUCUUCAGAAUAUCUGGCCAGACUUGAAAAAGAUCGGCCUGAAAUCUGGCGCAUCACUUGAUAACUACCAAUUCGUCGGCACCAGUCUCAAGGACCAUUACUCCAAAGUAGACUUCAUUCAAGAGAAUGCGCCAGAGAAGAUUGAAAUCAAAACGAGUCUGCUGGCCGAGAUUGAUGCAGCAACACGUCCUGACAUCGUAAUCGCUUCUUCGUCCUCCGGCCUCCCAAGUUCAAAGUUCAUCGGGAAAUGCACAAACAAUCCUGGUAGAAUCCUUAUCGGACAUCCCUUCAAUCCACCUCAUCUGAUGCCUUUGGUCGAGAUUGUCCCAAAUCCGAAGACCGAGAAAUCAAGCGUUGAAACAGCAGUCCAAUUCUACAAGUCUCUGAACAAAAGACCUGUGGUCUUGCAUCAAGAAGUGCCUGGUUUUGCUGCCAAUCGGUUGCAGGCAGCACUGUGCAGUGAAGCCUACUCUUUGGUAAGCAGAGGCAUAAUUUCAGCGGAAGAUCUUGAUGCUUGCGUCACCAACAGCCUCGGCCCCCGGUGGGCACUGACAGGUCCCCUGCUCGCGAACGCCAUGGGAGGCGGCGGUGGCACUGAUGGUUUCAGGCAUCUGUUAGAACAUCUGGGUCCCGCUACUGAGGUGUGGCUCAAGGACAUGCAGGAUCAUGCCUUUGAAUUCAACAAGGAGAGUUUGGACGCUCUUAGUACAAGUGUUGGCGAAGAGUUGAAAGGCAAGGAUGUUCAAUUCCUUGAAGCGGAACGUGAUAGGCUUUUGGUCGAGAUCUUGAGACUUGAAAAGUGAAUCUAAAUGAAUACAUGUAUAUCGACUAGAUUUGAGACAGGAGUCUACAGAGCCAUUUCUCCUCCC
Messenger RNA from Aureobasidium pullulans EXF-150, 1325 nucleotides. RefSeq names its product putative hydroxyacyl-CoA dehydrogenase. Gene Ontology annotation, molecular function: NAD+ binding; oxidoreductase activity, acting on the CH-OH group of donors, NAD or NADP as acceptor. The coding region runs from base 321 to 1259 and encodes 312 amino acids. Gene Ontology annotation, biological process: fatty acid metabolic process. NCBI's taxonomy places the organism in Eukaryota, Fungi, Ascomycota, Dothideomycetes, Dothideales, Saccotheciaceae. The transcript has 3 exons. The record is from RefSeq and is a predicted model, not a curated record.